ACAUCGUGACCGACAGCGAGCUGAGUAUGAAUAAUCCCAGCUGCAAGCAAGACCAAAUAAAUAUUAUGUUUCCUUUUACGUGAACCAAACUCUAAUUAGUUAGGGACUCGAACGCCAAACGGACUCCCAUCUUGCAGGCAAUGCAUAGAUUGUUUCUCGUGCAUGAGCUACUCAUGAUAAUAUGCGAACAUCUGUAUGAUGAAGAUGAUAUCCCAAAUGCUUCCAAAAAGGCUCUGGCACGUCUUGCCAGAACCUGCAAGGCUUUUCAUGCAGUGGCAUUGAAUGCUCUCUGGUCAAAUCUCGACGGCGUUGCGCCUCUAAUCCAAUGCCUGUCUGCAGAAGUCACCCGAUUGUGUUGGCGCCUGCCCCUAGGUACAGCAGUGGUUGGUAUUGAACGGGCACCUCGAAAAGCAGAAUGGGACAUCAUUCAAGGCUAUGCUAGUCGUGUACGGCGUCUGCGUGUUUUAAAUCCCCUUCGUUCUGUGGAACCAUCCGUCAUCUUGACACUUUCCCGUCCACCUACCACGUCCCCGCUGUUCCCGAAUCUACGCUCGCUUGUAUGGAAUGACAGCAGACCCCAAACGAUGGGCUUCUUAAAAACUCUAUGUGGACCACUUCUGACAUCCCUUACGCUUGAUUGUUCGAGUACUGGCACUGCUCGGUGGGAUGCGGCUGCAUCUCCUAUAUUGACUGCUGUGCCCGUCAUUUGCCCUGCUGUCAAAGUCAUCACCCUUCCCUCCGGUUCCCCCUGUCCCCCAAUUUCGAACAUGCUUCUCGCAUGGAGCCACCUCGAGGAAGUCACAUGUGGUGAAAUCGAUACAGUCAUCUUUCGCCAUCUCGCCAAACAAACCUACUUACGCAAACUUGCAUUUACAUUGUCACAAUCGAUCUCUCAAAGUCUGACAGACCACCCUCCAUCUCCGCAAACUUUUUCGCGCCUCCGUGAACUGGAAGUUCAUGCACCUGAGCUACCUUCCUUGAUUGAGUUCAUGCAGAAACUAGAGAUACAUCCCACAUCUAUUCGCGGUCAAGUGGAUGCUGGCCCAACUCCCUGCGACAUGGGAGCAUUCUUUGCUUUUCUCACAGAACAUUAUGUGGGCGUUAAACCGCAGAAUGUCUCAUUGCAGAGUCUUCCUAGUAUACGAAUGCCCUCUGCGGCUCAACCUCCGUUGCCGCCACCUACUGGUAAUCGAUUUAACGGACGGUCAUCCCACACCGGCAUCCAUGGCAAUGAUUUCAUGCCUCUCACUCAGUUUGGAAGCAUUAACACCUUAAUAAUCGACGUGAAUUGUAGUAUACAUCUUGCAGACGAUGAUCUGGCAUCUUUGGCAUCUGCAUGGCCUCACCUCCGGACCUUUAGUGUCAACAAAAGGCACGGCUGGGUCGUAAAAUCCGAUAUCAGCCAAAUUGGCUUACUCGAGAUGCUUCAAUGUUGCCCCAGACUCCAGACUCUUUGUAUUGCAAUCGAUACCGACACAUUCACAGAGGUGCCUUUGGAUCGCCCAGGAGGAGGAGUCCAAAACAUGAAUAUCCGGACAAUUGAUUUUGCAGACUCGGUUAUCCAACCUCGCGCAACCACUGUGGUCGCUGCAUUCCUGUCCGAUGUUUUCCCCAGGCUCAACGAGGUUACAGCUUGGAAGUCUGAUCAAAUGCGUUCCCGACGGGACGCAAAUAGCACGAGCCCGACGGCAUACGCCAUUCAUUGGGAAGGUGUUUCUCAGCAAGUCAAGGGAAUGAUCAGAAUUCGACAGCAGGAAAGGAGGUGGCGCCGGAGCGAAUAAACCAGGUGGAUGUUGACUUCUUCAGUCCGAUGUUCAUGAAACGGUCGGUUACAGUCGGGUACAGUCGGUUACCAGCCCUUACUUACUCGAGGUACAGUGUAGAGUCGAACCAGGGCUCUGAUAUUUCGCUCGGUAUGUAUGAGGGUGCAAAACAAGAAGUAUGGCGGUUUCCAGGAAGGUUUUCCAUGCAAUACAACGUUGAAUACUGGGUCGAUCAACUACUUACUUAGUAUUCGACCGAGCCUCAGAAUGAUUAGGUGAACUUCUUCGAAAUUCUAGCCAUGGUAUCCUAAUCGAUCGCGGGAUGGAAAUUUUGUCUCCGGAGCUGUAGUAUCCUGUAGUCUGGCCAUGAUUAG
Molecule: messenger RNA, 2137 nt
Organism: Suillus subalutaceus
Lineage: Eukaryota; Fungi; Basidiomycota; Agaricomycetes; Boletales; Suillaceae
Exons: 3
Coding region: 141-1781 (546 amino acids)
Source: RefSeq, a predicted model, not a curated record